Molecule: messenger RNA, 1647 nt
Organism: Aspergillus wentii DTO 134E9
Lineage: Eukaryota; Fungi; Ascomycota; Eurotiomycetes; Eurotiales; Aspergillaceae
Exons: 1
Coding region: 224-1606 (460 amino acids)
Source: RefSeq, a predicted model, not a curated record
UUUCUAUCUAAGUUAUUGGCACCAUAUGAUUCUAGCUGCGUGAAGACAAUUUGGGUAAUCUGCAGUGUUCCUUCCAACCUGAGUCCAUAUGUUCCGUGAUAUAUAUUUCAUCAUUUCCGAAUAGAUUGACUUCAUCAUGACACUCAUCUGUCCCUAUAAAGUAUUUUCGUCUUGAAUGACAUUUUCAACUCUCAACACCUUUGAUAAAAAAUAUAAUCGCAAAAUGCUGGCGGCACAGACUUCCUACACACUCGUUGCCUUUUGCGGCGACACUGACGACGUGGCCCUUGCUACAGACUUUAUCCAGAUAUCAAAAAGAUUCAUCGAAGGUGGGCUGAAGCCAACGUGUCUUUCGUCAAGAAAUAUUGAAGAAACAACCAGCAGCACCAAGAAGUUACCAUCAAAUACAGAGAAACCGUUCUAUCAAGUCACAAGGCCAGAAGAUCUAAAGCAACAGAUCCUAAACUGGACGACAAACAUAUCUCCUCAUCUACACAGUGGUGACCGAGUCAUCAUCGUCCUCAUUGGUAAUGGCACCAGAAACAGGCCUGACUUUAUCAUCAACUCAGAACAUGGUCGCGAGUUCUUGACCAGAACCGAAGUCACUGCCUCGCUGUCAACAAUCCCGAAAGAUGUAGGCCUGCUGAUCAUCAGCGAAGUGUGCUUUACAAAAUCUUGGAGGGCCGAUCGACCUGAAAGCACGCGGUAUUUAUCAGCUAGAUAUGUGGCUGCCUACGUUGAAGAGCUCAUCACAUAUGAAGAAGGGCGAAUCCUGGACCACAGUUGCUUGAGAGAAGAGGAAAUGCAGCAUAUUGCAUCGGAUUAUGGAACGUGCAAACUACCAGGCUCUUCUAGGGGCCUGUGUCGGAAUAUGACGCACUUUAGUCUCUCGCCAGAUGUUGCGAAUGCCAUAGUCGAAAUUGCAUUUAAUGAACAUCGCUUUAAAUACACACUCUUGCCUCUCACAGAUCCAUACACUCCUUGGAGCAGACGGCGACAGAAUAUACCAUCAGACGUCAAAAUCCCAAUGGAAGCUCCUGAUGGGUUGGAUAUGCAACGAGCUGUGAUGGAGGCAUUUUUAGAUGACAUGGGCAAGAUGAAAGGAUAUGCCUGCCAGAAAGGGUUCGGCCUGGGAGUGCUAUGCCAGGCUGCUCUUACCAACAGCAGCACUGCAGAUAGACAAGUGGAACGAACAGUCAACACUAUUGCAUGGCAGGCGACGCAGGUCCUCCGUGUGUGGCAUGCUAUCAAUCGUCUAGUGGAUAAAGGCUUGAUUGCACAUGCUCUCGACCCGGAGAAGGCCCAAAAUCACAAUAGUCUUCGCUGUAUUUACUCUGAUGAUAUGAUGGGUAAAUGGUUUUAUGGCAGCCCAGAAGUGUCGUCUUUAAGAUUCCCUCCAUCGGAGGAAGACUACUUCCCAGUGGACAAUGAUGAGGCUGUUCAAUAUCUUCCAGAUGCUCUGACUUGCAACCAUGAUGUUUAUCGAUUCAAAUUUAAAGGAUGGAGGCUUGAUGGCAGCAUCAGGAGUACAGGAAAAGCGUCAUGGAGCUGGCCGGCCCGGUGUCGACAGUGGGGCUUUAAAUGGAUUUUAUGUGUGUAUUACUAGUCUAUUAGGAUGUUUAAUACAAUUGCCUUACCGUUAGCCAA